AUGGCUCAGCGCUCAACCGAAGAAACUCUCUCGCUGCUUACUCGACUGAGUCAAAAGCCUGGCGUACAAAGCACACUCAUCUUGUCACGCGACACAGGAGCCAUAGUACGCACGUCUGGCCUGAUAUCGAACAGCUCGUCGGCGAACCCGAAUAGCACAUUGCCUGCCUCAGGCGAAACAACGGCUGACAACUACGUGAAUGGGCGAAAGGAAAGCGGAAUACACAGUGCUGAAGACGUAGCAAGUGCAGUCUGGAAGUUUUUAGGAGCCGCAGGAAGUCUCAUCGAUGAACUCGAUAAGGAGGACGACGUUCGGUUACUACGACUGCGCACGAAGAAGAAUGAGCUGGUGAUUGUGCCAGAUCCUAAGUACAUUCUGGUUCUUAUCCACGAUACGCCGCCCGCAUAAAACCGUCGAGCCUUUGAGCGUACAAUCACAGCAUCGGUCAUUUAAGCGUUAUGAUACCCACCUGUUCAGAAACAAUAAUAAACAAUUCACCAGUGCGCUUCCCUGAUCUCAACUUUGUUGACGUCCACACCCUCCUUAAACCAUCGAUCUACACGUACAUCAGUGCAUGGCCCCGCUCGCAGUCAAUCAGGAGGAACAAGGUUGAACAAUUGGGUUGUAGAUGUUGGGAAAGAGAUACUUACCAGCCUCGCUGAUCUCGAUGUCAUUACCGCUCAUCUGGCGCUUGCGCAUCUUGCCAUCUUCCGCGAAGGUCCAGUCUUCGAGACCGUAACAUCGCUUCCACUUCAUACCGUCAUGCGCAUCUUGGUACUCAU
Molecule: messenger RNA, 782 nt
Organism: Macroventuria anomochaeta
Lineage: Eukaryota; Fungi; Ascomycota; Dothideomycetes; Pleosporales; Didymellaceae
Exons: 3
Coding region: 1-408 (135 amino acids)
Biological process (GO): microtubule-based movement
Cellular component (GO): cytoplasmic dynein complex; cytoplasm
Molecular function (GO): dynein intermediate chain binding
Source: RefSeq, a predicted model, not a curated record